GGUCCGGAGGGGUUGCAAUAGCGCAUGCGCGGCCCGGCCUCUUUCUCUUGGAUCCUCGGAGGCGGUUAGCGAUGGGGCACCAACAGCUCUACUGGUCUCACCCCAGGAAGUUCGGGCAGGGCUCGCGCUCGUGCCGAGUUUGUGCGAACCGACACGGUCUGAUCCGGAAGUACGGGCUGAACAUGUGCCGACAGUGCUUCAGGCAAUACGCCAAAGACAUCGGCUUCGUCAAGUUGGACUAAAGCAACAACAACAAAUGGAGCAUGAAUGACAACUGUUAGUUGAAAAGUGGAAGUGGAAGCUUUGCCAUUGAGACUCAACUCUAAGCUAUUCCCAUCUUAGAGAAGCAAAUGUUCUGUAAUGCUCCUUUUGUAAAUAAACUUUAAAAAAUUCACGUUA
This is a messenger RNA of Callorhinchus milii (elephant shark), 399 nucleotides long. RefSeq names its product ribosomal protein S29 (gene rps29). The transcript has 3 exons. Gene Ontology annotation, cellular component: cytosolic small ribosomal subunit; ribosome. Gene Ontology annotation, molecular function: structural constituent of ribosome; zinc ion binding. The record is from RefSeq and is a predicted model, not a curated record. Gene Ontology annotation, biological process: translation. Bases 72 to 242 code for a protein of 56 amino acids. Lineage: Eukaryota; Metazoa; Chordata; Chondrichthyes; Chimaeriformes; Callorhinchidae.